Messenger RNA from Lethenteron reissneri (Far Eastern brook lamprey), 8441 nucleotides. RefSeq names its product zinc finger protein OZF-like. Lineage: Eukaryota; Metazoa; Chordata; Hyperoartia; Petromyzontiformes; Petromyzontidae. The record is from RefSeq and is a predicted model, not a curated record. Gene Ontology annotation, cellular component: nucleus. Gene Ontology annotation, biological process: regulation of transcription by RNA polymerase II. Gene Ontology annotation, molecular function: DNA-binding transcription factor activity, RNA polymerase II-specific; RNA polymerase II transcription regulatory region sequence-specific DNA binding.
GAAAAACAGCAAGAAAUUUUUGGAAAAUUCUUGAAAAUUUUCUUGCUGUUUUUCAUACCUGAUUGCCUGCCUCUAGCGGUGAUAUAAAUAUAGAAUAUAUGUAAGGAUGCCCCCCAAUAGACUUCCCCUGGAUCUCUACCAGACACGUCCCACUGGGUCGAAGACCCCAGGGCUGGCCCAGGACAUGCUGGCUGGACUAUGUCACUCGGCUGGCCUGGGAAUGCUUGGGAAUUCCCCAGGAUGAGCUAGAGUCUGUCGCCAGGGAAAAGGAGGCCUGGACUGCCCUUCUCAGCAUGCUGCCACCGCGACCCUCACCAGGACAAGCAUUUUAGAAACUAACGAAUAAAGCUGUGAUUCUUCUUGGCCACAGAUAUUACUAUGUGGAUUCAGAAUAUGAACUUAUUUAAAUUACCAUCUCUGCUGGCUUAUACCAUGAAGGCUGUCCUGCCUAUGAUUCAUCCUCUAUCCAACCAGACUUAUUUUGUAUUAGAAGCUUACAGAUCCUGAAGAUGUCAAUAUAGAAUAUAAUCUUGAGUCUCUUUCGCAGGCGAGGCUGCAUUUGUUUGGUCAUGAAUCCCGCAUUCCCAGACACUGCAUGCUCAAGCAUCUUUUGUUUGUCCAUAUAUUAGGGGCUGAACAGGCAUGGCAUUGGCCAGAGGAGAGAUUGGAGGAUGUAGAGGUGAUCGGACCUGCCAAUGACUGGUGCCGGCAGUGUCAAGAUUGGCCUCUGUGAAGGAGGUCCGUGAGAAUUGGUCUGAUGGAGCAAAGGCACUCAGCGCGGCUCGGUAGACAAGACAACAAUGGGACCAGUAUGCAAACAGCAUGGAUUCUACUGGAAAUUUUACACAGGACCAGAGAUUUCCAAUGGGAGAGAAACCCUUCAAGUGCACUCUGUGUGGGAAGGCAUUUUCAAAUUCAUCUGCUCUUAAAAUACACCAGAGAACACACACAGGAGAAAAACCCUUCCAGUGCACUGUGUGUGAGAAGGCAUUUUCACGUUCAUCUUAUCUUAAAAAACACCAGAGAACACACACAGGAGAGAAACCCUUCAAAUGUAGUGUGUGUGGGAAGGCAUUUUCAAGUUCAUCUUCUUUUAAAAUACACCAGAGAACACACACAGGAGAAAAUGCCUUCAAGUGCACUGUGUGUGAGAAGGCAUUUUCAAGUUCAUGUUAUCUUAAAAUACACCAGAGAACACACACAGGAGAGAAACCCUUCAAUUGUAGUGUGUGUGGGAAGGCAUUUUCAAGUUCAUCUUAUCUUAAAAAACACCAGAGAACACACACAGGAGAGAAACCCUUCAAGUGCACUGUGUGUGGGAAGGCAUUUUCAAGUUCAUGUUAUCUUAAAAUACACCAGAGAACGCACACUGGAGAGAAACCCUUCAGGUGUAGUGUGUGUGGGAAAGCAUUUUCAGAUUUAUCUGCUCUUAAAAAACACCAGAGAACACACACAGGAGAGAAAGCCUUCAAGUGCACUGUGUGUGGGAAGGCAUUUUCAAGUUCAUCUUAUCUUAAAAUACACCAGAGAACACACACAGGAGAUAAACACUUCAAGUGCACUGUGUGUGGGAAGGCAUUGUCAAGUUCAUUUUAUCUUAAAAAACACCGGAGAACACACAGAGGAGAGACACCCUUCAAGUGCACUGUGUGUGGGAAGGCAUUUUCAAGUUCAUUUAAUCUUAAAAAACACCAGAGAACACACACAGGAGAGAAACCCUUCAAGUGCACUGUGUGUGGGAAGGCAUUUUCAAGUUCAUCUUAUCUUAAAACCCACCAGAGAAUGCACAAAGGAGAGAACCCCUUCAAGUGCAGUGUGUGUGAAAUGGCAUUUUCAUAUUCAUCAAAUCUUAAAAUACACCAGAGAACACACACAGGAGAGAAACCCUUCAAGUGCACUCUGUGCGGGAAGGCAUUUUCAAAUUCAUCUUAUCUUAAAAUACACCAGAGAACACACACAGGAGAUAAAGCCUUCAAGUGCAGUGUGUGUGAGAUGGCAUUUUCACGGUCAUCUAAUCUUAAAAUCCACCAGCGAAUACACACAGGAGAUAAACCCUUCAAGUGCAGUGUGUGUGAGAUGGCAUUUUCACGGUCAUCUAAUCUUAAAAUCCACCAGAGAACUCACACAGGAGAGAACCCCUUCAAGUGCAGUGUGUGUGAGAUGGCAUUUUCACAUUCAUCAAAUCUUACAAAGCACCAGAGAACGCACACAGGAGAAAAACCCUUCAAGUGCACUAUGUGCUUGAAGGCGUUUGCACGUUCAACACAGCUUCAUAGACACCAGAGAACGCACACAGGAAAGAAACCCUUUAAGUGCAGUGUGUGUGGGAAGGCAUUUUCAAGUUCGUCUUAUCUUAAAAUACACCAGAGAACACACACAGGAGAUAAACCCUUCAAGUGCAGUGUGUGUGAGAUGGCAUUUUCACAGUCAUCUAAUCUUAAAAUCCACCAGAGGACACACACAGGAGAGAAACCCUUGAGGUGCACUGUGUGUGGGAAGGCAUUUUCAAGUUCAUUUUAUCUUAAAAAACACCAGAGAACACACACAGGAGAGAAACCCUUGAGGUGCACUGUAUGUGGGAAGGCAUUUUCAAGUUCAUUUUAUCUUAAAAUACACCAGAGAACACACACAGAAGAGAAAGCUUUCAGGUGUAGUGUCUGUGGGAAGGCAUUUUCAGAUUCAUCUGCUCUUAAAAAACACCAGAGAACACACACAGGAGAGAAAGCCUUCAAGUGCAGUGUGUGUGAGAUGGCAUUUUUACAGUCAUCUAGUCUUAAAAUCCACCAGAGAAUACACACAGGAGAUAAACCCUUCAAGUGCACUGUGUGUAAGAUGGCAUUUUCACAGUCAUCCAAUCUUAAAACGCACCAGAGCACACACACAGGAGAGAAACCCUGUAAGUGCACUGUGUGUGGGAAGGCAUUUUCAAGUUCAUCUUAUCUUAAAAUACACCAGAGAAUGCACACAGGAGAUAAAGCCUUCAAGUGCAGUGUGUGUGAGAUGGCAUUUUUACAGUCAUCUAGUCUUAAAAUCCACCAGAGAAUACACACAGGAGAUAAACCCUUCAAGUGCACUGUGUGUGAGAUGGCAUUUUCACAGUCAUCAAAUCUUAAAAAGCACCAGAGAACGCACACAGGAGAGAAACCCUUUAAGUGCAGUGUGUGUGGGAAGGCAUUUUCAAGUUCAUAUUAUCUUAAAAUACACCAGAGAACACACACAGGAGAGAACGAGUUCAAGUGCACUGUGUGUGGGAAGGCAUUUUCAAGUUCAUAUUAUCUUAAAAUACACCAGAGAACACACACAGAAGAGAAACCCUUCAAGUGCACUCUGUGCGGGAAGGCGUUUGAACAGUCACCACAGCUUCAUAGACACCAGAGAACACACAGGCAUCAGAAGAACCCCAAGGAGUGUAGUCUGAAAUCGACUUGUGAAAGUCAAAGUGCUGCAAUGAACCCAUCCCUCCUGAAAAAAGAACCAGAAGUAAAUUCCAGCUUGGACACUAUGAAAUGUAUCAAGGUGAAAUUUGAAGAGGCGACAGUGACCAGCGAAGAAGUGACAGUGAAGAGCGAAGAAGUGAAGGUAAAAUGUGAAGAUGAACAUUCAACUCCAAAACUGGACCUUCACAUCAAUGGAGGCAACGUGAAGCAGGAGGAGAAUUCUGAUUGUGAAGCAGAGCGAGGCAACUCCCAGCAGUUUGUGGAAGUGGAGGUGUGGGUGGACUUCUUAGACAAUACAAAGUCAAAUGGAGAACCUGUAGAUGUGUAAGCUUGAGACAAUGAAGCUGCAAUAGAUUCACAUUUGUCACAGGCCUUUAAUGAAAAGAACGUGAAGUUGAACACUCCAUUCCUAGGUUCAACCUGCAGAGUAAGAGCGGUCAGUAUUUGCGGACCUGUGGGUUGGGUAGAUCUCUAACUAGGAGCGAGAGCCAAUAAGCUCCCAAGCAUUCACUAUGUUAUAAUAAUAUUAACAUUUAUAUGGUGCUUGGUUAAUCGCCUCAGCAACUCAUCAUCUCAUCACAAACACUCAAAGAGCACGCCUUUUGGCGUCCUCUGGAUUAACACCGUUUGAUACUAGGCUCUAAAGAAAGCUGUCUCUGGUGUGGACCAAUCAGUUUCAAAGACAAUGCAUAUGUUGUGUCCUAUGACUAACCACACGGUGAUCCGAGGGGAGAGAAUUCACGUCAAGACAGAGACACGACCCAUACAUCGAGACUACUGCAAGUUACAGAAGACUACAAGCGACAGAGAGUACUGCGACGGGUAGACUCCGGGGCAUGGCCUCGUGAUCAACAAUGGGUGGUGUGUCUCGCAGAGAAGAGGGGCGAAGUGAUGCUCGGUGCUGAGUUCGGCAUGGACUGACAGAGUAUCGCUGAGAGUUUUAUUCUACAUUUAUCCUGAUGAUUUGAGUCGCUUGCAUAGUCAAGGAUUGCGAUAAGUUGUAUUGUACUAAGCUUUCACAGUUGUUCAAGAGGUGUGCGAAUACAAUUUACAAGUUUUGAGAGUGAGUUCCAGCUCCCACGAGCAGCUGCGAUCGGCAGGCUCCGGGGAACCUGCCCCCGUGACUGGCACAUCGUCAACGAGCUGCACCAGCAGAAGCCACGAGUCUACGAAAUCAACGCAAAGAGUUGACUUACUGCACGCAGCAAGCUCUGGGGUGGGACUCUGCAAUCAACCAAGGAUGAAGAGGCUUGCCGAGUAGCAAUGGGUCACUGAGUAUGAGCUCGGCGCUGACAGAAGAAGUAUCGCUCAAAGAUAUUCAAUGCGGAGUGCCAGCUCCCUCGAGCAGCUGCAGCCCGAGAGAUAGAGUGACGAGCAAAGACGAUCAAUCAACCGGGAAAAAGGGUGGAAGCCCAAGCAUCGACCAAGACAGCAUCACAGAGAACCAGCUGCACGCGCAACCAGGCAUCGCCAGAGAGCACGGAGCCGGAGAGAGAGCGCAGCAGCGCCACCUUCAAAGACAAGCGUCGUGCCGACUCGGCUCAUCCAGCAGGGGAAAGAGCCUGACCAGCCGCCCGUGAGGAAGAGGAGAGCGCCGUGGGUUCGACCCACACCCACUGACCAGCACCAGCUGUGAACCAAGACAAGAGUGAGGAACAGCGACCAGCAGACGAGCUGCGGCCGCUAUCUGACGAAGGAAUCAUCGCGCACCACCGACGGCAAGCGUCGUGCUGACUCCUCAUCCAGCAGUGGGCAGCAGCUCCAGCUGCCGCCGAGCGAGAGAGAGCGAGGAAGCUGUGUGUAUGACCCUCCCCCACACUCACAUACUCACCACGUAUCACCCAGCGUCUGCUUGACGCGAAGAAUUGAUCAAGGAGACAAAACCACCAAACACACCGCACAUACCGGGACUAAUAAUAAGAAGAAUGAUAAGAGUGCGUCAACUAUUAGCUGAUAAUGAAGAACAUUGCUGCCCAUUGAGUCACAUGGAUACGGUCGUUGAGAAGUAUUUUAGUCGUUCUUUUUGUUAAUUUUAACUGUACCGAUGAAUUCAUUGACGAAACUUAACGUUUAGAAACCUACGUUACGAAUCCACACACUCACAGGGAGACUAUUGUGUUGAAAUCUUUCUUUUGAUGACAGAAUCUUGCCCGCGAAUUUAUUGACGCCUUAGCCAAUUGAUAAGCAUUUGCUGAAGCAGGCACACUGUCGCACACCAUUGUUCCUAGACAUUUAGUUAAUUACAUAAUCUACCAAUUAAUUAAUUGAGGUCUACUUUUGCAUUCGGGACAUGUUUUUUUAUUGCUGUUCGUAUGAAUAUCGUCACAUUUACUUUUACGGACUUUUUCCUAUUGCCGUAUAUGCUCGCGUUACUCUGAGAAAUUAACCGAUUGCUCUGUUACCUUCCUAAGUUCAUGCAUAAUGAACUUAAUUAUAAGAACUGUAUCCUUCGGCGAGAUCUGAAUUCUGAGACCUGAUAGAAUUACACUAAAACAUAAUCAAUAAAAGUUACAGCGAGAAUCUUUGUAUUAUCACGAUUAGUUGGAAGACAUUUUUUUCACGGACCAGCGGGGGGGGGGGGGGAUGGUUUCAUGAUGAUUCAAGCGCAUUAUAUUUAUUGUGCACUUUAUUUAUAUUAUUACAUUGUAAUAUGAAAGAAUGAUACAACUCGCCAUAAUGCAGAAUCAAUGGGAGCUAGGCCUCGGCAAGGUAAGGUAAAAGUUAAACGGUAAAAAAAAAAGACUACCUUUACCUUACCUUUUACCUUACCACAAUACAAUCGCUCUCCCCUACCUUUUACCCUUUAGCAGGUAAGGUAAAAGGUAAAAAGAAACGACCCUACCUUUACCCUACCUUUUACCCUCAUCCCAUACAAAUUACCCGAUUACAGGGAAAUUACUGGGGUACAACACAUGACAAAGGUGUAUAACGAUAAAUGCUAGGUAGAGCGCUUUGUUCAUAUAGAAUACUCUCGAAUCGGGCGUUGAGGCUGUCGACGACAACGUCCUCCAUAUCCUCCUCGUCCCAGUCGUCUUAGUCGAUGGCGAUCUCAUCAACAACCUGAUCAAGUUCGUCAUUGCCAUCGUCCUCGGACGAACGACAGGCAAUAAGAUCCUGCGCCGAUCCGGCCCAGUUAUACGGAACCUUCAGGCAGCCGACGUCCCGACCUCGCUGCCUGGGUCGAGCACGUUGUGCUUCUUGAGGUGGGCUUUCCACCCCGACGCGUUCGUGUGGGUGGAAAACCACUUGCGUGUGCUCCCACGGGAGCGCAUGCCGCUGCCUUUUUCGAUUACUGUUCGCAGCAAUCCCAAAAAUGCCAUUGCUGUUAUCCUCGACCUCAUCCUCUAGUACCUCUACCUCAAGAACGCGGACCGUCCCCAUCUGGUCCGACAUCAAUUAUCGCAAAUUAAAAUAGAGGCCACGGACUGUGCCACGGAGCUUUUAGCGGUAAACAAGGUACUGUAGUUACCGGGUAAUUAUUCGCGCUACCUUUACCCUACCGGGUAAUUCUUCUGAGCUACCUUUAACCUACCUUUACCUUACCCCUUGGCAUGUCGAAACCUUUACCUUUUUACCUGGUAAAAAAGGUAAUUUACCUUACCUUGCCGAGGCCUAGUGGGAGCCCUGAGCCCGUUUUCCUGUAACGAGAUGGUCCCAUCUGGGGGGGAUGGGAGACCGUGACACCCGAAGUGUGUUGCCUAUGUCCAGUCUGCUACCAUAUUCUAGUUUUGGUUGCUGUCACUGCAGAAAUCCCUGCUUCACAAAGAUAGGACGUUGGAAAUGGAAGCAGGCUUUUCUGUGCUUUUGUCGCAAUCUCAGGAUAUUCCGCCUUGACUUUAAUCCAGAACGUAUCGAGAUUUGAAGUUGUCUCAAACAUACUUUUAAGGCCACCUUCAUUUGCGAUCUCAAGCAGUUGAUCCUCUUCUAGCACAGACAAAGUCGAUUCACCUGGCUUAAUCACAAAUGGGUCGCGGGUCCAUUCCUUCCCAGUUCGGGGGUCUUUUGUGGUUGGGAAAUAAUGCUCAAACUCUUUUAAAAGCUGAGAUAGGUUUUAAUGCACCAGCUGGGAGAAAGGCCCUGGCUCAGUCUCUUUCAAAAUCUCUGCUAGUGUUUGAAACGUGUCAAAAGUUCCAAUGUUCACUCGUCGCCCUCAUAAUUCCAGUUUGGCUUUGAAUACAGCCACUUUAUCUGCCGAAUUGGACCGAGUUGUCGAUCUCCCCUGAAAUGACAGAUUGAGUACGUUGAGCAGGCUGAAUAUGUCACACAAGUGAGAAAGUUUUGCGACCCAUUCUGUGUCACUGAAAUGUGCUGCCAGUGGUGACUGUUUUCCUUAAAGAUAUCUCUGGAGUGGCUCUCGCAACUCAAAAACUCUGGCCAGUGAUCUACCUUUAGAAAGCCAUCUCACUUCUGUGUUUUAGAGAUGAUGUGUGGUGAGCGUGCUGCGCUCCGAACCCGGCGACCCGAGUUUGAUUCCCGCUCACGGCCACAACGAUUAUUUUACUGGUCCUGGGCUUCCCCUAGGUCAGGGGUCGGCAACCUACGGCUCCGGAGCCGCAUGCGGCUCUUUACAGGCUGCUUCUUGACGAUAUGUACAGUAUGUACUCAUCGUCAAGAAGCAGCCUGUAAAGAGCAGCCUGUAUGUACUCAGAUGCAUUGCGGCUCUUGAAAUACUGAAUUUUGUACCGAAUUGGAAAGAAAUGGCUCUUCUUGUUAUUUUGGUUGCCGACCCCUGCCCUAGGUCGACUCAGCCUCAAACGAGUAACUGAUGUGGUGUGUGAACAUCGCCACUGGGGAGACAAAGGCGGCCGGGCGUGGUGAAUCCAAGUCCCGGGCGAAGCCGGGUAGUCAAGCUAGUCUUCUAUAUAUAAAAGGAAAAUUUGUGAAUGUGUUGUCUGUUCAAAAUGUUUAAGCGUACUUCCCGACAUGCAACAAUCUUGAAAUUUUCCAUGUGGUACUUUGCAAAAUGUACACCAUGCAAAAAUUAUAAAAAAAUAAACAUUUGUA